UAACAGUCGCCAUUUUGUUGCUGAAGUUGUGAUGUUGGAAAUYAUUUCUUGUUCUUCAGCGAAAGUUCUCUUUUAAAGCGAAUAAAUGGCGGAAAGUGGCGAAGGAGGGGGAACCCAAGAGUCUGGUGGAUAUGAUUAUAAAAGACUUCACAGUUAUCCUCUAAUAAGAUAUUCAGACAUGAAUGAUGAAAUGCGAACSGAAGCAAUGGAGCUUUGUGUCACAGCUUGCGAAAAGUUUUCCAGCAACAAUGARACAGCUGCCAAGAUGAUCAAGGAAAGUAUGGACAAGAAAUUUGGUGCAUCUUGGCAUGCAGUUGUUGGUGAAGGCUUCGGCUUUGAAAUCACUCAUGAAGUCAAAAACCUGUURUACUUGUUCUUYGGUGGUACUAUUGCAGUKUGUGUUUGGAAGUGCUCAUAAUAGAAWAAUUCAAUAAUAUUUUAUGCCAUCUUGUGUUGUGCAAACUCUUWUAACCAUCAUUGUAUUAUUUACUUUAAUUUACAACAUUUUGUCUAUGCAAUGGGUUCCAUUUUAAAAACCUUUUGUGUACAAAGUGUAGUAAAUUCAAGAAAAUUAGACUGAUCCCAAAAGAAGUUUAGUUUGCCUCUCAUUGGACUCCAAUGGUGUAACAACUUCAUAAUAUAAUGUUCAAWAAAUCAUGACUAAUGGAAUCAGUAUCGUAAAUGAUCUUUUUGUGAAAGCUAUGAAAAGGAUGGAGUGUUAAUCAAGAAUGUUAUUUUGGAAAACUUUUAUAUAUUUUUUUUCUUGAAUAGAAAUUACUUUAAUUUUUGACAGCAUAUUUUCAACACAUACAUGUAAAAUGGGUUAUAAUGUCUUGACAAACUUUCUUUUUGGCAUUUAGAGUAAGAGUUUACGUACUAUAUACAGUACAAAUUGUAUAACAAAGAUUGGAUGUUUUUUUUAAUAUUUAUUCUCAAACCUUCAUCAGUAUUUUGUGCCAUAUUGCUAUACAAAAUGAUUAUUACCAUCCAACCUCUAUUCCUGCAAACAGCAAUUUCCUCCUUUCUUAGGAUUGCUAGCCACUGCCCAAAGAAAGAAGGAAAUCACUUCUUGUUGGGUAUCCAAACCGUCCUCUAGAGUGUAAAUAUUGCUGUCAUUUUUCAUGUAAAUAAAAUACUCCAUUGUAGAA
Exaiptasia diaphana is the source of this 1148-nucleotide messenger RNA. RefSeq names its product dynein light chain 4, axonemal. The transcript is spliced from 3 exons. NCBI's taxonomy places the organism in Eukaryota, Metazoa, Cnidaria, Anthozoa, Actiniaria, Aiptasiidae. The record is from RefSeq and is a predicted model, not a curated record. Gene Ontology annotation, biological process: microtubule-based process. Gene Ontology annotation, cellular component: dynein complex. Gene Ontology annotation, molecular function: dynein light intermediate chain binding; dynein intermediate chain binding. Bases 86 to 418 code for a protein of 110 amino acids.